UCCAUCUCGAAAAUCUCGGUGGUAUACCGUGCCGUCUUCGAUCAUCCACCUCCUCCACGUCGGCGCUGCGUCAGCAAAGUUCGGUUGGAACGAGCGACGGACAUUCACAUCAUCAUCAUCGUACCGCACGCGCGUUAGACACAUCCGAUAGCAACAAAGACUCGGUGCAGCAUCCUCGGGGUGACGAAGCAACUGAGCGUAGGGAGGCAGUAGAAGAACCCGGUGCAGUGGUGGAGGAAGCAGGCAACUGUUACUACAUUGCCGCGAGUAGCGAGCAGCAGCAGCAGCAGCAGCGUAGUGACGAAGACGACGAUUGCAGUCCACGUUCGAAACGCCGGCGGAAGAUGCUGAACGAUAACGUCGGUGGUGGUGUUGGUGGUGGUAGUGGUAAUCGGAACGGAGCUGCUGCCGGUCUCGUACCAGCUGCACCCUCCUCAACUGCUUCCCCGAUGGACGCGUCAAACUGUGAUCUGAACGGUCACACCGUGGCCAACAGUAGUAGCAGCGGCAGCAGCAGCAACAACAAUAGCAGUAGUAAUAACGCCACCGUUAGCAAUAAUAGUAGCAACACGGCCGACAACGACAAUGCCGGCGGCCUGGGCAACAACAACAAUGGACUGGCAGCGAACGGUGACGCGGGCGGAGGAUCACGUCCCUCACCUGCCACACGUACCGUCGUCAAGCUGGACCGCACCAACCAGGACAUUGUGCGACUGAUCGGACAACAUCUGAAAGACAUUGGGCUUGAGCGUAGUGCCGAGAUGUUGAUGCAGGAAUCGGGCUGCUGUUUGGAGCAUCCGGCCGCGACGAAAUUCCGCAUCCACGUGCUUUCUGGCGACUGGAACAAGGCGGACCACGAUCUACAGGAGCUCCAGUCGAUGGUCGACAUAAGGACCGAUCGGGCCAGCAUGAACGAGAUGAAGUUUCUGUUGCUCGAGCAAAAGUAUCUCGAGUAUCUGGAGGAGGGCCGUCCGAUCGAUGCGCUGCACGUGCUGCGUAAUGAGCUGACACCGUUGCAGCACAAAACGCCGCGCGUCCAUCAGCUUUCCUCGUAUAUGAUGUGCACCAACAACCAGGAGCUGUAUGUGCGGGCCGGCUGGGAAGGCAAGGGCACGAAAUCACGCACCCGGCUUAUGGAUCGGCUUCAGUCUUACCUGCCCGCGACGGUAAUGCUACCCCCGCGGCGACUCCGUUCCCUGCUUGUGCAGGCCGUUGAGCUGCAGAACGAACGCUGCCAGUGUCACGACAUGACGUGGAGCACCAGCAUCGACAGUGUGUCGCUGCUGGUGGAUCAUAAUUGCAGUGCGGAUGGAUUCCCGCUACAACCGCUCCAGGUGCUGAACGACCAUUCGGACGAGGUGUGGUUCUGCAAGUUCUCGCCGGACGGACGAAGGCUUGCGACCGGCUCGAAGGACAACAGUGUGAUCGUGUGGGAAGUUGAUCCGGUGAAGCUGCUGCUUCGCAACAAGCGCUCGUUCGAAGGGCACACGUACGGUGUGUCGUACAUUGCGUGGAGUCCGGACUCGAAACACUUUAUCGCUUGCGGACCGGACGAUUGUCCCGAUCUGUGGAUAUGGGACGUGGAGCAGGAAAAGCUCGUCACCAAGUUCUCACACUCGACCGAUGAUAGUCUCACGUGUGCGGCGUUUAAUCGUGAUGGCACGCGCUUCGUGACGGGUGGCACACGUGGUCAGUUUUAUUUGGUCGAUCUGGAUGGUAUUCUGCACGACAAUUGGGAGGGCGUUCGGGUAAAUGGGCUAGCCUUCCUGUCGGACAACAAGACUGUGCUGGCAGCGGACACACACUAUCGGAUACGGGGCUACAGCUUUGAGAAUCCGCGCACGGAUUACGGUAUCGUGCAGGAACAGUGUCCGAUCAUGACGUUCUCGGUGAACUCGGCCGAUCGGCUCGCACUGCUCAACAUCUCCUCGCAGGGGUUGCAUCUGUGGGAUCUGCAGGACAAGUGUCUGGUGCGACGGUUCCAGGGUGUGACGCAGGGCAACUACACCAUCUACUCGUGCUUUGGAGGCGUAAACGAAAGCUUUGUGGCUAGCGGGAGUGAGGAUAACAAGGUGUACAUUUGGCACAUCCGUCGGGAGGAACCGCUCGCUACGCUGAUUGGGCAUACGCGCACGGUGAACUGUGUGAGCUGGAAUCCGGUGUAUCCGUCACUGUUGGCAUCGGCAUCGGACGAUGGUACGGUGCGCAUUUGGGGCCCGCAGCAACCGCAAACACAGUGGACAGCGAACGGUGGUGCGUCUAGCUCCACGUUGCAGCAGCAGCAGGCCAAUCAACAUCCGCAGGUGCACACGAAUGGUAGUGCCGCCGAUAGUGCCUCGAUCAGUUCGACCGGAUCUGCAACCUCAACAUCGUCCUCAACCUCAUCCUCAUCCGGUGGCAGUGGAGGCGGUGCUGGUGGUUCCGGACAACCACCGAGUGUGGGAGGGGGAGGAGGUGGUGGAGCUGGUGGCAGCAUCGAAGUUCUAUCAACAUCGUCCUGGAAUAUCACAUAAUGUUAG
Messenger RNA from Anopheles maculipalpis, 2519 nucleotides. RefSeq names its product WD repeat-containing protein 26 homolog. The coding region runs from base 345 to 2513 and encodes 722 amino acids. Gene Ontology annotation, biological process: proteasome-mediated ubiquitin-dependent protein catabolic process. Gene Ontology annotation, cellular component: GID complex. The record is from RefSeq and is a predicted model, not a curated record. Gene Ontology annotation, molecular function: protein binding. Lineage: Eukaryota; Metazoa; Arthropoda; Insecta; Diptera; Culicidae. The transcript has a single exon.